Messenger RNA from Tilletiaria anomala UBC 951, 1483 nucleotides. RefSeq lists its product as uncharacterized. Gene Ontology annotation, cellular component: membrane. NCBI's taxonomy places the organism in Eukaryota, Fungi, Basidiomycota, Exobasidiomycetes, Georgefischeriales, Tilletiariaceae. Gene Ontology annotation, molecular function: calcium, potassium:sodium antiporter activity; calcium channel activity. The record is from RefSeq and is a predicted model, not a curated record. Bases 176 to 1477 code for a protein of 433 amino acids. The transcript has 2 exons. Gene Ontology annotation, biological process: intracellular calcium ion homeostasis; calcium ion transmembrane transport.
CGCUUAAAUGCCAACGAACCAAGUCAUCCGCUCGAAGGGUACUUGAACAAGGCUUAGCACGCGAGCUCGCAGGAGCGCUGGCGAGGCACCUUGCUAACUACAAGCUGGCAGCGUAUGCAUCCGCGAGCGCCUCAUCACGAUGCUGCGCUUGCUGACGACGAGACGAGGCGCCGUGAUGACAAGAGGUAUCACUGCAAGGUCGCAGGCGGGUACGGGACAAGGCGGCGUCACGACUGAUGGGAAUCUUCUGUUCAACCUCAGCGCCUUCAUUUCUGGCGUGUACAUGCUGGAGCGGGGCGCUGACUCCUUCCUUGACAACCUCGCAGUGUUUGCAGGUCGCCUCAGAGUGAGCGAGACGCUCGUCGCGCUGCUGACUGCUGGUGCGGAAUGGGAGGAGCUGGUUGUCGUAGCUGCUGCAAUGUUUGAGCGCAACUCUGCAUUGGCGUACGGCAACAUCGUCGGGAGCUGCAUCAGCAACAUCCUUGGCGCUUUCUCACUCGGCCUGCUCUUCGCUGCACCGGGUCCGUCGAGGCACGCUGCUUCUUCUCUACUGGCUUAUGGCAGCGCUGACGAUCAAGCCGUAGCACCUAGACCACCUUCAACCACUGCCGGUGCAUUCGACGGCAGCGCGCGGAUCUGCGCCAUCGCACAGUUCCUCUUCACUGUGCUGGCCUCGGCGCUACUCCUCUCGCCCACGCCAUCAGCGAGAGCAAGGUUAAUCAAAGGGACACUUCUGUUGGCAUUUUUUGCAGCGUACAUGGGUGCAGCAGCGUGGGCAAUCUACAGGGGUGUCCUCGCGGCUCCAGAGGGCAGCGACGACAGCAGCUCCAGCGAGAGCGGCAGCGGCAGCGACGCGUCAUCAACCGAUUCCCCCACUGGUACAGAGUUCCAAGCGCAGACAGCUUCUGUUGCUCCUGCAGACACGGACUGCGAGACAGCACCGCUGCUGCAGACGCGCUUUGUGCGCAGCUCGACAAGCGACUCGCUCGCUGGCGCCGUGCUACGCUCCUUUUUGAGGAGCACGGUAGCAUGCGCAGCGCGCAUGCUCGUCGGCCUGCUGGCGCUCUCGCUGGCGGGGCUCGUGCUGUCGCACUCGGCCGCGGGCAUCGCCUCGUCGCUCGGGCUCUCGCAGACCGCGUUUGGCCUGACGCUGCUGGGCGUGACGACAACGCUGCCAGAGAAGAUGCUGGCGGUACUCGCAGGGCAUAGGGGCAGCACCAGCGUGCUGGUAAGCGCCGCGGCGGGCAGCAACAUGUUCCUGCUGACGCUGUGCGCUGGCGUCGCGGUGCUUGGUGAGGGGAACGGCACUGCCCCCGUCCCUGUCUCGAGGGUGUCGAUGGCAUGGAUGCUGCUCUCGUCGGCGCUGCUGCUCGCAAGCGUCCUACACGGCCACCCGACGCGCUGGCAAGGCUGGCUGCUGCUUGUUCUGUAUGCCGUCUUCCUCGGCUCUUCCCUUGCAAUGGAUCUAGUGCGAUGAGUAUGA